CGAAUAUCGAGAAUUCCAAAACUGGAAGGCUAUUUACUAAUUAGUCUUUCACAGAGAGAGAGAGAGAGACCGUCGGGUGGCGCUUCGGGGAGAACAAAACCUGCCGGCGAGUCCUAACCAAAAGGCACCAUUGAAAAACCCCAAAGAACCCAAAUUUUUUUAUCAAAAUUUGAAAUUCUUGGAGCAAUUACUCCAAAACCCAUCAAUGUCUCUACAAUUCCAAAGCUCUUGCUUGUAUAUAUGAAUGUAUAUAUACAGUAUAUAUAUAUAUAUGUGUGUGUAUUGUAGCAGCUUCAAAGGCCAACAGUUGAUAGAGAUCUCCAUUCUUUUUCAGUAUGGAUACAUUGGUUAAAAAUAUGCGUGGUUCUGGAAAGAAAUCAAACCUCAAAGAGUCCGGGAAAUCUGGUUAUUCCAGUUCCGUGGCGAAGCUGAUUUCAUCACCAAGUUUUAAAAAAGGCGGAAAAGUUCCCCGUGUUAAGAAACUAAAACCAAAGUCGUCCAAGACUAUUAUCGCGUCAGCCUUGUCAAAGAAGAGAGGUGCCGACUCUUCAAGCAAAGCAUCAACGUCAAGGAAUAAUGAUACUAACAAAAAAUUGAUGAGUAGAAAAGAAUUUCAUAAAGUGCAUGAUACAGAUUCUUCCAAAAAGCCGUCUUCAGUGAAACUUCAGGACCACAAGUUAUCAGACAAUGGCUCUGAUGAGAAGGGGGAGAAAAGGAGGAGAAAGAAGAAACCGAAAAAGGAUAAGGUGGAGUUGGAUGAAACUUCUCGCCUGCAGAGGAGGAUAAGGUACCUGUUGAUUAAAAUAAAGCUGGAGCAGAACCUUAUUGAUGCUUAUGCCGGUGAAGGUUGGAAGGGUCAGAGUCGAGAAAAGAUUAGGCCAGAAUUGGAACUGCAGAGAGCCAAUAAGCAGAUUUUAAAUUGCAAGCUUGGAAUCCGCGAUGCCAUUCAACAACUGGAUUCUCUGAGCUCAGUAGGAAGCAUCGCAGAUUCUUUUAUUGCUCCAGAUGGAUCUGUUUCUCAUGAACAUAUAUUCUGUGCGAAGUGCAAGUUGAACGAAGCUUUCCCUGAUAAUGAUAUUAUACUGUGUGAUGGGACAUGCAAUUGUGCAUUCCACCAAAAAUGUCUUGAUCCUCCCUUGGAUACUGAAAAUAUUCCUCGAGGAGAGCAGGGUUGGUUUUGCAAAUUUUGCGAUUGUAAAAUGGAAAUACUAGAAUUAGUCAAUGCUCACCUUGGGACUUGCUUUCCGAUGAACAGUGGUUGGCAGGAUGUCUUCAAGGAAGAAGCCACUUUCCCCGUUGGUGAGAAUUCCUUAUUAAAUCCAGAUGAAGAAUGGCCUUCGGAUGAUUCUGAAGAUGAUGAUUAUAAACCAGAGAGGAAUGUGAACAGCUGCAGCAUCAGCAGGGGAGGCAGCGAUGACAAUGUAUCAGAAGAGGAAUUGUCAACUGAUGUCAGUGUAGGUUCUGAUGAAUCUACUGAUGGGGAAAUUGUUUCUGGCCGCAGACAGAGAAGAAGUGUUGAUUAUAAGAAGUUAUAUGAUGAAAUGUUUGGAAAAGAUGGUCCUUUGCUCGAACAAAUCAGUGAUGAUGAAGACUGGGGUCCUGUUAAACGAAAGCGAAGAGAAAAAGAAUCUGAUGCGGCCAGCACCCUUAUGACUCUCUAUGAAAGCGAAAGAAAUCCAGAUAUUGACCAUACAGAAGUGAAAAAUAUACGUUCUUCUGAUACGCAAGUUAGAAGAUCCUGCUUCCGAAUUCCUCGAAAGGCAGUAGAGAAGCUCCGCCAAGUGUUUUCUGAGAAUGAACUUCCUUCUAGAGCUGUCAAGGACAAUCUUUCAAAAGAGUUGGGCCUUAAUCCCGAGAAGGUUAGUAAAUGGUUCAAGAACGCACGUUACUUAGCUCUGAAAACCAGAAAGGAAGUGAGUGGUAAAGACCAUCAGGCUUUUACUCCUGGAAUCUCCAAGGAACCAGGAUAUGAAAAUGUGACUGGAAAAGCUGCGGAUCUCAUGGCUUCAGAUUCAGAUGACGAUACCUUAGCUGAAACUGUGGUCCAUUCCCCAAAGAAUGUUAAUGCAGCUUUCCGGAGAAAGCAUCCAAAAUCACUAAGUAGCCCUUUGAGGAAAAGUCAACAGAAAGCCCCUUCGUGUGGGUCACCUUCAAAGAGCAACAAGGAUGGAAAAGAGUCGAGUGAUGAUGUGAGCUUGAAGAAGCUUAUGAACACAAGAACAAAGGAGAAGCGGGCGAACCUUAUCGCUGGAGGCGGUGGAGAUGGAUGUCGAGCUGCAGAGCUGGAAAUGGAGAGACUAUGCAAAGCCAAAGGUAGGCUAGAACAUAUGAGACAGAAAUUACUGAAAUUGCAAAAUGUGAAAGCAAAGCAGAAAUCGAAUAAAUCUCUCUUGCAUGAACACACUGUGAUUUAUGUUCCAGUAGCACAACUGCAGGAAAAGGUUUGAUAAUUUGUCAUUUUUCUGAAUGAAAUAUAGCAUUUUUUUUACCUCA
Messenger RNA from Pyrus x bretschneideri (Chinese white pear), 2493 nucleotides. RefSeq names its product pathogenesis-related homeodomain protein. The transcript has 11 exons. Lineage: Eukaryota; Viridiplantae; Streptophyta; Magnoliopsida; Rosales; Rosaceae. Gene Ontology annotation, biological process: regulation of DNA-templated transcription; chromatin organization. Gene Ontology annotation, molecular function: chromatin binding; DNA binding. The record is from RefSeq and is a predicted model, not a curated record. Gene Ontology annotation, cellular component: nucleus. The coding region runs from base 336 to 2447 and encodes 703 amino acids.